UGAAACUGUUGGAAUGUGCUGUUCCAGUUUGAUUCCCAUUACUUGGUGAACCAAUAGAGUCUUUAAAAACUAAAGUGUUACAGAUGAGUUGAAGCAAUUUUCAAAUAGUAUAAAAAAGUAUAACUGUUGUUUUUAAUCAUAUUGAUUCCUUUCUCUUGUAAUGAUCUCUGAUAAUUAUUUAAUAACUUCAAUGCGAGCAAAGCCGCGGGUAAAAGCUAGUAAAAUAUGAAAAGACAUCACAUUGGGAUAAUUGAGAUCUAUCUAUGAUUGAAUGCUUCUUUGGAUAUAAUUAUAAUUUCAAAUCAACCGUUCCCGCUAGUAGUUGAAAUUGUACAAUUUUUAAUAAAACAUUUGGAACUGUAGAUAAACUGCGGAAGAUGAGCAUGCUCCGAACAUUACAACAGAUAACAGAAAAUGAGGAAGAGCCCGAAACAAACGCAACUAUAGCAAAAAUCACAGCAAUGUGUGUCUUGUUUCUGGCCUCAUUUGUAAUUGGCAAUCUACCUAUAAAAUUGAAUCAUUGGUUCAAAUGGAGUUCUGAUGCAAAAAAUAACUCUCCCGUUAAAUUUUUACUCGGAUUGGGUGGUGGAGUUUUGCUAUGUACAACGUUCGUUCACUUAUUACCGGAAGUUAAUGAGCAUUUUGAAGAUCUGAAUCUCACGCCUGACAUUGAAAUACCUUAUGCUGAGGUCUUAAUGUGUAUUGGUUUUUUUACUAUGUACUUCAUCGAAGAAUGCGUCCACGUAUAUUUACAUAAAAAAGAAACUGUCCCAAAUUUUGAAGCAGGAAUAGACAAUCCACAUGAAGCGGAUUUAGAAAUAGCCAUAAGACGUAGUGUUUCAAUAAGACGAGGAGAGGAAGACUUACUGAAACGUCAACAGUUAGCACUAGCUAUUCAUCAAAAUGAAAAUUCACAUGCUCGAAGAGAGCAUUCUCAUUUACCACUGCCUACAGCACAACAUUCUGCAGUAACUAUAAUAAGAGGAUUAUUAGUGGUAUUGGCUUUAUCGAUUCAUGAACUCUUUGAAGGUCUCUCUGUAGGUCUUGAAUCAUCAUCUCAUACUGUUUGGUACAUGUUUGGAGCUGUUAGUGCUCAUAAGCUCGUGAUUGCAUUUUGUAUCGGUAUUGAACUUGUCACUUCAGGUUUAAAAACCUUAUUUGUAAUUGUUUUUGUUUUUAUGUUUGCGGUGGUUAGUCCUUUAGGUAUAGGAAUAGGAAUUUUAGUAAGCACGGGAAAUGAUUCAUCUACUACCGUAGUUUCUGUGAUAUUGCAGGGUCUAGCUUCUGGCACUUUGAUGUAUGUGGUAUUUUUCGAAAUAUUACAGGGAGACAAAAGAAGCGGCAUGAAACAAUAUGGGGCUGUACUUUUAGGAUUUUUGGUGAUGUUUGGUGUAACUUUGCUAGGUACGUAACGAGUUUGGUGAAAUAUUUGUAUAUAUUUUAUAUUUAUAAAUAAAGAGAAAAAUUUCCA
Diorhabda carinulata is the source of this 1471-nucleotide messenger RNA. Its product is annotated as zinc transporter ZIP1-like. The transcript is spliced from 3 exons. Gene Ontology annotation, biological process: zinc ion transmembrane transport. Bases 378 to 1412 code for a protein of 344 amino acids. The record is from RefSeq and is a predicted model, not a curated record. Gene Ontology annotation, cellular component: plasma membrane. Lineage: Eukaryota; Metazoa; Arthropoda; Insecta; Coleoptera; Chrysomelidae. Gene Ontology annotation, molecular function: zinc ion transmembrane transporter activity.